UUGGUGUUGGUUGUCGUUUUCCUGGAGCUGAUAAUGUUGACGAGUUUUGGAGGGUACUACGUAAUGGCGAAAAUCACGUGAUAGACGUUCCACCAAACCGUUGGAAUUUAGAAGCAUUUUACGAUCCUGAUCCUACACUAGCUGGAAAAACACACGUUAGACGAGCAGGUUUUGUUGAGGGUCACGACAAAUGGGAUUUUAAACUGUAUGGCGUCAAUGAAUUUGAAGCUCGUAAAAUGGACCCGCAACACAAGUUUGUAUUAGACGGUAUUUUUAUGGCUUUAGAGAAUGCUGGCAUAAGUAAACAGCAAACAAGUGGAUCUAACACGGGAGUAUAUAUCGGUAUGACUACCUCUGAUUAUGCCAAAAUUUUCUCUACCGUUGCCGAGGAAAGCGAUAAUUAUACAUUGACUGGUACCAGUAAUAGUAUUGUAGCUGCCCGGGUGUCGUAUGUGUUCAAUUGGACCGGUCCAUCAAUGAUGAUAGACACCGCCUGUUCAUCAUCUCUGGUUGCUGUCCAUCUAGCUUGUCAAGCUUUACGAUCAGGAGAAUGUGAUAUGGCUAUAGCAGGUGGGGUCAACUCACUGAUGACACCAGAUAUAUUUAUACAACUAAGUAAAGCUGGUAUGAUAUCGCCUACGGGAAAAUGUCAGGCUUUCUCUGAAAAUGCUGAUGGAUACGCCAGGGGUGAAGGGUGUGGCAUUAUUAUCUUAAAACCACUAGAACAGGCUUUGAAAGAUAAUGAUCCUAUCUGGGGGACUAUUGUUACAGCUGUCAACCAUGAUGGCCAAACAGUCACACCAAUCACAGCACCAUCUCCCCAGCAACAAGAAUCACUACUCGACAUAGUGUUUGACAGAUAUAGAAUUAAUCCAGAAUCAGUAGACUAUAUCGAAGCACACGGGACCGGAACCAAAGCAGGUGAUCCAGUAGAAGUAACAGCUCUUGGUAAAUUCUUUCAGAAAGAUACAAAUUCCAAACAGAGACUAAUAGGAUCUGUAAAAACUAACAUUGGACAUCUAGAAUCGGGUGCUGGUGUAGCUGGUCUAAUUAAAGUUUUACUGAUGCAUAAACAUCGGGAAAUCGUCCCAUCCCUCCAUUUUGAUAAACCCAGUGAGAAUGUUCCUCUUGAUAAAUAUAACCUGAAGGUACCAACAGAAGUUCAGCCCUGGCCCAAAACCGAUAAUGGGUAUAUGCGAUCUUGUGUAAAUAGUUUUGGUUUCGGUGGUACUAACAGCCAUGCUAUUAUCACAACCCACAUGAACCCGUCAAAUGAAUUAGAAAAUUAUGACACCUCAACAUCUCAAUUACCCAGGAUUGUUUGCUUGUCGGCACGUGAUCUCUCCUCCUUACAUAUGAUCAAAUCGGUUUUCUGCGAAACCGGAGAAGCUUAUAAAAUUGAGGAUGUUUCGUAUACCACUAUGUAUAGACGAAACCAUUUCCCGUUUCGUGUUGCUGUCGUUGGCACUAACAUGAAACAAAUUAUUCAAAAAUUGAAAGAAAUUGACUUAGAACACACAAACAGAACAGAUCCUCUUUCUAAGAAGAAGAAAAUUAUUUUGGUCUUCGCUGGAAUGGGAACAAACUGGAAAGGAAUGUGCUGCAGCAUCUCUAUAUGA
Messenger RNA from Patella vulgata (common limpet), 1619 nucleotides. RefSeq lists its product as uncharacterized. Bases 237 to 1619 code for a protein of 460 amino acids. NCBI's taxonomy places the organism in Eukaryota, Metazoa, Mollusca, Gastropoda, Patellidae. Gene Ontology annotation, molecular function: fatty acid synthase activity; 3-oxoacyl-[acyl-carrier-protein] synthase activity. Gene Ontology annotation, biological process: fatty acid biosynthetic process. The transcript is spliced from 7 exons. The record is from RefSeq and is a predicted model, not a curated record.